This is a messenger RNA of Hyposmocoma kahamanoa, 2041 nucleotides long. RefSeq lists its product as uncharacterized. Gene Ontology annotation, biological process: aggrephagy; mitophagy; endosome organization. The transcript is spliced from 10 exons. Lineage: Eukaryota; Metazoa; Arthropoda; Insecta; Lepidoptera; Cosmopterigidae. The coding region runs from base 128 to 1939 and encodes 603 amino acids. Gene Ontology annotation, cellular component: aggresome; amphisome. The record is from RefSeq and is a predicted model, not a curated record. Gene Ontology annotation, molecular function: protein kinase C binding; K63-linked polyubiquitin modification-dependent protein binding; zinc ion binding.
ACUUCCGAUCUUGUUUAACUUGUGCGAACCUUGCUAUCAUACCUGACACAGAGAAUCUCUCUUACGUCGUUUGACUUGGACUCGUUAUUUUGAUUUUGUAUGCCGGCGUUUAUUGAAUAAAAACACCAUGGAUCGCUGUGUGAACUGUGGUAUAGCGAAUGGUCGCUGUAAUUUUCUACGUCGACGUGCCUUAGAUGACGAAACUAUACUGUCAGUGAUUCGUCGAUGGCUUGCACCACAACCUGUGAACAGCAGUGAAUAUAUUUGCCAAGCUUGUUGGGACUUGGUUCGCAGACUACCAGUUGAUGCGCCAAGACAAUUUGGCCACCGUAGUGUUUGUGUCAACUGUGGGUGUGCGCUUGCAUCAAAAGUCAGCCAUCUUCUUCACACAGACUCAAUUCGUGAAUUCAAAAUUUAUAGUGUCAUAAAAAAAUGGAUUAAGCCUCAAACUGUAGAAGUGGCAAGUCGGAUAUGUCAUUGUUGUUGGGUUAAGGCAGACAGAGCUGCUGUCUCAGGCCCAUCAACUUUUUCACAAAAAAGCUAUCCUGGAAAAAUACAGUCACAGACACAAGACCUUCCCAUUCAGCAUCCAAAUACAAAAGUUAAACCUGAACCUGCUAUUGUAUUACCAGACUACAUGAGAGCUAUGGAAAUACAAAGCAAUAUUAAAAAGUUGGUUGCCGAGUUAAGUCGAGAUUUCGACGUGACUGUGGAUAAAGAAAAAAGUGCUUCUCUCAUUAAAGAAGAUUCUAUUCACCUAUCAUCUGAAGAAGAGGAAACACCAUUUUCUUGGCAGAAAACCACGUGCAUUCCAUAUGAUACGGAUGAGGUGGGAGCAAGCGAAAACGACAUCCAUCUGUACGACUCUUCACCGCAGGAAUUUGAGGCUGCACAGUUAAAACAUACAGAAAGGCCAAGUAGUGGAGUAUUAGAGGAGUUAAAAUGCAAUCUCUGCGAACGGACCAUAACAGGGCCAUUCCGGUACUCGUGCGUGCAAUGCUACGACUUCGACCUGUGCGGUGCGUGUGAAGCACGAGGAGCCCAUCACAUGCACUACGUGCUCAGAGCGCCGGGACAUAAGACCAUUAGCGAGGUGCAGUCUUUGAUUCGAGCGAUUCGCCAGGCGUUGACCGCAGCAGAGCCCAUAGCACCAAUCUCUGUGGACUCGGACGAACUAAAGACGGAGAUCAAAGAAGAGGCAGGGGAGAGAUUGGUGCCUGUGAACGAUGACGACGAUCCUCUCUCGUUGAACGUCAAACCUGAGGAGACAACGGACGAUGAAUCCACUGACUCUUAUUCUACGCUAUCUGUCAAUGAAGAAGAACCUUUUCCAAAGAGACCUGCAUUAUCUCCAAAAAAUGUUAGUCACUCUACGCCAUCUAUUAGUGAAGAACCUUCUCCGAAGAGACAUGCAUUUUCUACAAAAAAUGUUAGUCACUCUACGCCAACUAUCAGUGAAAAACCUUGUCCGAAGAGACCUGCAUUAUCUCCAAAAAAUGUUAGUCACUCUACGCCAUCUAUCAGUGAAGAACCUUCUCCGAAGAGACGUGCAUUAUCUCCAAAAAAUGUUAGUCACAAAACAAAGCAAACAAUAACACCUUCUGCAUCUACAAGCAAAAUUACACAAGGAGUAGCAGCUUGUACAAAUAAUCCACCUGUACUUCAAUUAAAACCUAUAGACAACCUUAGAAUAAAUGUACCUAUCUCUGCAAAACCUCCCAUAAUAACUUUACACCAAAGAAUGAAUAAUUUCUCAUCAAAGGGAAGGCCGUUAAUACUACGCCAAAUUAAAACUUACCCAGGCAAAAAGCAAUAUUCCCCAUUAAUCGGUAGUCACGUAAAUGUGUCUGGUAAACCACCCCACUUGGGAGAAAGGCCAGUGGUUUCGCAGCCGGGAACAGUUGGGUCACAAAUGCUAGGGAACAUUUUUAAGAAAUAAAUGACCUUGAAUCAUUUCAUUGCUACGUAAAGCGUGAAAAUGAAAUUAAGUGGACCUACUUUUUAUGAACAAAAUUUGUUAAUUGCAAGACUUGUUUUAGCU